AUGAGCAACCGAGCGCUGGUCGUGAUUCUCCCCCUGGUGCUGACCGUGGCGUUGCUCUGCUCCGCGGCCACCGAGGAGUCGGACGACUACUUCGAGUUCACCUGCCCGAAACCGGACGGCCAGUUCGAGGAUCCGUACCAGUGCGAUCGGUACUACGAGUGCAACGAUGGGCGCGUCGCGGAGAAGCUCUGCCCGGACGGGCUCGUCUUCAACCCGGACAGCAAGCUGGUCAACAAGUGCGACCAGGUGUUCAACGUCAACUGCGGCGACCGGAAGGAGCUACAGCCACCGAAACCGGUCGGAGUGUGUCCCCGGCAGAACGGGUUCUUCCCGCACCCCGAUCCGUCGAUCUGCAACAUCUUCUUCAACUGCGUGAACGGGCGCGAGCUGGAGAUGACGUGUGUGGCCGGGCUACACUUCAACCAGCCGACCGGCACCUGCGUCUGGCCGGACAUGGCCAACCGGCAGGGCUGCGGCAGCAACGCCAACAAAAAACUGAACGACGGCUUCCAGUGCCCGAAGGACGCGACCAAGAUGGACAGGAACGGGCAGGCCAUAACGCACCCGAACUACCCGCACCCGGAGGACUGCCAGCGGUUCUACAUCUGCCUGAACGGCAUCGAGCCGCGGCAAGGCACCUGCGAUGAUGGCACGGUCUACAACGAGGACCUGCAGCGCUGCGACGACCCGGAGAACGUGCCCGGAUGUGAGGACUGGUACAGCCAGCCAGAGACGGAUCGAGAAGCUGAUCGAAACUAG
This is a messenger RNA of Anopheles coustani, 759 nucleotides long. Its product is annotated as protein obstructor-E-like. NCBI's taxonomy places the organism in Eukaryota, Metazoa, Arthropoda, Insecta, Diptera, Culicidae. Gene Ontology annotation, cellular component: extracellular region. The transcript has 5 exons. Gene Ontology annotation, molecular function: chitin binding. The coding region runs from base 1 to 759 and encodes 252 amino acids. The record is from RefSeq and is a predicted model, not a curated record.